Molecule: messenger RNA, 4790 nt
Organism: Archocentrus centrarchus (flier cichlid)
Lineage: Eukaryota; Metazoa; Chordata; Actinopteri; Cichliformes; Cichlidae
Gene: gabbr2
Product: gamma-aminobutyric acid (GABA) B receptor, 2
Exons: 19
Coding region: 618-3431 (937 amino acids)
Biological process (GO): G protein-coupled receptor signaling pathway; gamma-aminobutyric acid signaling pathway
Cellular component (GO): G protein-coupled receptor heterodimeric complex; membrane
Molecular function (GO): G protein-coupled GABA receptor activity
Source: RefSeq, a predicted model, not a curated record
CCUCUGCGGUCAAGCUUUCAGCAUCAGCCCUGUUUGUUUUUAGACUGUGUUCCGUCUCCCUCGCUUAUAUUAAAAUUUGUCCACUGAGCGCCGUGUUUGGUGGGGAUGCCCACAGUUGGCAUCUCUUGGCUGGGAAUUUACUUCGGAGGUGAUUUUGUAUCUGCAAGAACUGUCAGCACGAGUGAUUGAUUUGUAUCUGAAUUUGCGAGGUAUUUUUUCGGGGGAGACACCUUUCACUACAUUCUUGCCCUUUAGACAAAUGAUUCACGUUAAAGGUGGAAAAAGGUGUAGAAUAAGAAGGUUGUUUUGACAGGAGAUCGUUUGGAUGACGGACACCGAGAGGCAGUAGCUCUUCCUCUGCAACGCGAAUCUCUGCGCCCUUGGAAUAUUCUUACAGAGGCACUGUUAUAGAGUAGAAAUAUUUUCUCAGUUUGCAGUUGUAAUCCAUUGGACGAGUUUGCCCACUGCAGGGGCUGCUGCGGCUUUCCCCUCUGUUCUGUUUUGAAUUAAUAUUUCCUUGACGGGCGGGCGUGUGAGCAUCCCGGACGAGCCCGAAUUUGCGAUGCCCAAGCAGUGAGGGUACGUUGGGAUUUCAUUUGGUCACCCUGCACAGUAGCAUGGCUCCAGCCCGGAGGGACUGCAGCGGCUGGGAGAUGUUCCUCCCGACGGGAUGCCUGCUCCUCUCUGUUUUGCUAUUUCACCCUGCUCUAGCCAAGGUGUGCAACGACCGCACCAAACACGGACAGGACAACAGCUGGUUCACCAGGGACGGGGAAAACUUGCCCAUAAUGGUUCUUAUGCCCAUGAACGAGUCGGCCCUGAUGAGCAGCAUCAGCCAAGGAAUCGAGCCAGCGGUUCAGCUGGCCAUCCAACACAUAAGGGAGUCCGGGAAGUACUCGUUCUCACUCAUCACCAAAAUAUACGACACCGAGUGUGACAAUGCCAAGGGGCUGAGGGCCUUCUUUGAUGCCAUUUGUUACGGACCCAAACACCUGAUGAUCUUUGGCGGUGUCUGCCCCUCUGUAACUUCCAUCAUUGCAGAGUCCUUGGAAGGCUGGAAUCUGGUCCAGCUAUCCUUCGCAGCGACAACCCCUGUUCUAGCAGACAAGAAAAAAUACCCCAACUUCUUCCGCACUGUCCCAUCAGACAAUGCCGUGAACCCAGCAGUAGUGAAGUUCCUCAACUACUACAACUGGAGCCGUGUGGGAACCCUCACACAGGAUGUUCAGAGGUUCUCAGAGGUGAGGAAUGAUCUUACCAACGAGCUGGAAAAAGCAGACAUUCAGAUUGCAGAUACAGAAAGUUUCUCUAAUGAUCCCUGUGGCAAUGUCAAAAAGCUCAAGGACAAUGAUGUGAGAAUCAUCAUUGGUCAGUUUGAUGAGAACCUGGCCUCCAAAGUCUUCUGCUGCGCGUAUAACCUGAACAUGUUCGGCAGUAAAUACCAGUGGAUUAUCCCUGGCUGGUAUCAGGGCAACUGGUGGGAACAGGCCAACAGCACCAACUGCACCACCAAGAAGCUUCUCACUGCCAUGGAGGGAUACAUUAGUGUGGACUUUGAGCCACUCAGCGCUCGCCAAAUCAAGGGCAUCUCUGGCAGGACCCCUAAAGAGUAUGAGAGGGAGUAUAGCAGAGAACUUCAACAGAAAGGUGUGGAGGCAAGCAAGUUUCAUGGUUUUGCUUACGAUGGGAUCUGGGUCAUUGCCAAAACCUUGACAAGAGUGAUGGAACUGCUGCGGAUAAAACAGCGGCAAAACAUGUACCACAACUUCACCGUGGAUGACCGGGAAGUCGGAAAAAUGGUGCUGGACGUCAUGAAUGAGACUAACUUCUUUGGUGUUACGGGCCAAGUCAUGUUUCGUAAUGGAGAGAGAAUGGGCACAAUAAAAUUCAACCAGUUUCAAGAGGGCCAAGAAGUGAAGGUUGGUGAAUACAAUGCAAUUGCUGACGUGCUGGACCUCAUCAACAACUCCAUCAGGUUCCAAGGUGUAGAGCCUCCAAAGGAUCGUACAUUUGUGCGUCUGCAGCGGCGCCACAUCAACGUGCCCCUUUACAGCAUCCUGUCCACCAUCACCAUACUGGGCAUGCUCAUGGCUGGGGCCUUCCUGUUCUUCAACAUCAAGAACCGAAAUCACAGAUUGAUCAAGAUGUCCAGUCCCUACAUGAACAACCUGAUCAUCCUGGGAGGCAUGCUUUCCUAUGCCUCUAUCUUCCUGUUUGGUCUGGAUGGAGGUUUUGUUUCUGACAAAGAGUUUGAGACCCUCUGCACUGUUCGGACGUGGAUCCUCAUUGUUGGAUACACAACGGCUUUUGGAGCCAUGUUUGCCAAGACCUGGAGGGUGCAUGCCAUCUUCAAAAAUGUGAAGAUGAAGAAAAAGAUCAUAAAGGACCAGAAGCUGUUGAUUAUCGUUGGCGGGAUGCUGCUAAUCGACUUAUGCAUCCUCAUCUGCUGGCAGAUUGUGGACCCACUUAGGAGGACUGUGGAGGAAUACAGCUUGGAGGCUGACCCCCAAGGCCGAGACAUUGCCAUCCGUCCCUUCUUGGAGCACUGUGAGAACACCCACAUGACCAUUUGGCUGGGCAUCGUCUAUGCCUACAAGGGACUGCUAAUGCUGUUUGGAUGUUUUCUGGCGUGGGAAACCAGGAACGUGAGCAUUCCUGCUCUCAAUGACAGCAAGUAUAUCGGAAUGAGCGUGUACAACGUUGGCAUCAUGUGCAUCAUUGGCGCCGCAGUGUCUUUUCUGACCAGGGACCAGCCCAACGUCCAGUUCUGCAUUGUAGCACUGGUGAUCAUCUUUUGUAGCACCAUCACGCUCUGUCUGGUCUUCGUUCCCAAGCUAAUUACGAUGAGAACAAACCCAGAUGCAGCCACCCAGAACCGCAGAUUAAAGUUCACCCAGAACCAGAAGAAAGAAGACUCCAAGACCUCCACCUCAGUCACCAGCGUUAACCAAGCCAACACGUCCCGACUGGACGGCCUUCAAACUGAUAACCACCGCCUUCGUAUGAGGAUAACAGAGUUGGACAAAGAGCUGGAGGAGGUGACCAUGCAGCUGCAGGACACGCCAGAGAAAACUCCCUACAUUAAACAGAACCAUUAUUCAGAUGCCAAUAACAUUCUCAGCAUACGCAACUUCACAGAUGGCAAAGAUGGAGAGAAGUCGAUACUGAAGAACCACCUCGAGCAGAAACCACAGGCGCAGUGGGGCUCCAUGGAUCCUUCCAGAAUAAACAGAGGUCCCCUCGAGGAUAUCAACUCACCAGAACACAUACAGCGUCGACUGUCUUUGCAGCUGCCCAUCCUGCACCACGCCUACUUACCUUCCAUAGGAGGGGUAGAUGCUAGCUGCACCAGCCCUAAUGGCAGCCCUGGUUCCAGCCCAAGGCACAGACACAUGCCCCCCUCCUACCGGGUAAUGGUCUCUGGCCUGUGAGCUUCAUUCACUCCCCCACCUGGCUCUUUGCAGAGGAGACAUAUGUGAUUCUUUUUUUCUACAACAAAUAGACUGAUAUCAUCAGCGUAUGUGCGUAUUUUGUCUCGAAUCGAGGAGGACAGGGAGAGAAGAGAGGGAGGGGGGAAAAGUUUCACUCUUCAUACCUCUUCACCUUGGUCUUCUUCUAAACUGAUAUCCUCAGUCAGGAUGGGGUAUGAGGAGACAGAGUGAGCACUGGAUGACCCUUAAAAACGCCCUUAAUUAACAUCCCCUUGUUCAUCUGCCCCUCCCACCUGCCUAGGCAUAUACACAUAUGCACAGUCAAACACAGAUAGGCUAUAUACAAAUACACACAUGCACAAAUAUAGUAACAUCCCAAUAGCAGUGGUGGACCAGCCCUAAUCUGAUGUGUAGCCUUAUCUGCUUCAGAGGGGAUUGUCUGUUUCUGUUCCUAAUCUGUUGUAUGUAUGUGCUCGCAGCAACAUGUGAGUUUGUCAUCUAACUUGAGUAUUUCACUGAUUCAGUGACUGGAUAAUGGUUUGGAGAUGUGGAAUUUGCAAAACCUAUCAAAGGAAAUCAUCCAAAUUACUGCUCGUUUCCUUCCCAAAUCCUGUCCAGACAUGUAAAUAUCAUCAUUUUUAACAUUGAUGUACUGUAAGCUUUGUAUAUGCUGUGAAUGGACAAUUAAGUUGGUUCUAAGCGUGAAGCUUGUAACAGACGCGGGUAGGCAUGACAGUUUCAAAUGAAAGCUUAUAAAACAUGGCAUCCUACAAAUUAGACAUAUGUAUGAAAGAGAUAUAAAUUUGUUGUGUAACUGUUAAUCAAUUAGCUUAUGGGCAGCAAAGUAAGAUACAUCAAAGUCUGAGUCGCAGAAUCUGAAAAUGCACCAGUGCCCAUUUUUCUAAAUUGAAGCAAGAUGCACUUGUUUUUGUUUUUUUUCCACUUUGCUUAUUUGUACCACUGCUUUUUGUUUUGCUUUUUUUGUCAGAGAUUUCAGAUCAGACUUUGCAUAGGCCUUCAUACUUUACAACCUACUCUUCAGAAAGCAUGUUAUACAGAAUAUUAGUGCUAUGCCUUUCAAAAAGUCUCAAAGGCUGCAUAUGUUAGAAAACAGAAUGCCAUGAGAGUGUUCCACAGAUGUCUUUCAUGUGUGUUAAUACGCCAAAAAGUGCACACACAAAGACACACUCAUGUGACAGCACCUUAUGAGAUCAGAUGCUUUUAGUGUCAGCCCUGGUCAUGUUGAUCCCCACAGAUGGGUCUCCAUAGACUGUUAAGAUGUCCGUCUGAUCCAGCCCUCACAGCUAACCAGCACAGUUCAGGGCGAUGGGGGGAGUCAAUGGCAAAAAAAAAAAAAAG